AUGAAGAAGAGUACUAGUACUAGCAACAAUAUUCUUUUCUUCAUACAUCCUCACAUCUUUCUACUACUACUACUCAUAUGUCAAUGGGCGAGUUUCGCUUCCGCCGUAGCUGCUGCUCUCAGCAGCCGGAGCGGAAGCUGGAACUUACUACUAUCAAACAUUGGAAUUUCCGCCAUGCACAUGCAACUUCUCAACAACGAUAGGGUCGUCAUGUUUGAUCGUACUGACUUUGGCAUGUCCAACAUUUCGUUGCCUGAUGGAAAAUGUCGGUAUGAUCAAAAUGACACUACGUUGAAAGUAGACUGCACUGCUCACUCUAUAGAAUACGACAUUGCUAGCAACUCGAUACGUCCCCUCAUGGUCCAAACCGAUGUUUGGUGCUCCUCGGGUUCCGUGUUCCCCGACGGUUCGUUAGUUCAAACCGGUGGAUUCAACGAUGGUGAGAAAGUUGUACGAGUUUUUAAGCCUUGUAGUAAUGUAACUACUAAUGGUACGUGUGAUUGGGAAGAAAUUCAAGGUGGAUUAAUUCAACGACGAUGGUAUUCGACCAAUCAUAUUUUGCCAGAUGGCAGACAAAUUAUUAUUGGUGGUCGUAGGGCUUUUAAUUACGAGUUUUAUCCCAAGAGUGCAUCGGCAAAUAAUUCAUAUAGUUUGCCUUUUCUUGUGAAGACAAAUGAUCCAAAUAAAAUUGAGAAUAAUUUAUACCCUUUUGUUUUCCUUAAUGUGGAUGGGAAUUUAUUCAUUUUCGCGAAUAAUCGAGCUAUAUUGUUUGAUUAUACGAAAAAUGUAGUAUUGAAAAAUUAUCCGGAAAUACCAAGUGGUGACCCGAGAAAUUAUCCGAGUACGGGUUCGGCCGUUCUUCUACCAUUGAAGAAUUUACAAGCACAAGAAAUUCAAGCUGAAGUGUUGGUAUGUGGUGGAGCCCCGAAAGGUUCGUAUACUAGUGCUCUAAAUGGUAAUUUUUCGGGUGCGUUGAGUACCUGCGGGCGAAUCACAAUAACCGACCCGAACCCACAAUGGACUAUGGAGACCAUGCCAUUGGCUAGGACAAUGGGUGAUAUGGUAAUUUUACCCAAUGGAAAUGUCUUGAUCAUUAAUGGAGCCACCAUGGGUACAGCUGGAUGGGAAUGUGGUCGGGACCCGGUUUUGAAACCCGUGAUUUACCGACCCGACAACCCGUUUGACUCUCGGUUCGAGAUACAAAAUUCGAGUACCAUACCAAGGAUGUACCAUUCAACGGCGGUUUUACUCAGAGAUGGUCGAGUUCUUGUUGGGGGUAGUAAUCCGCAUAUAUAUUACAAUUUCACUGGAGUUCUUUUUCCUACUGAGUUAAGCCUAGAGGCAUUUUCACCGUCUUAUUUGGAUUCGAUAUCUGAGUACUUACGUCCACAAAUCAUCUCUCCUGCUUCACAAUAUGCAUUCGGGUAUGGGCAACGAAUGCCCAUACGAUUUAAGGUUGCGGGGCGGGUAGACAUAAAUUUGGUCACGGUAACAAUGGUUGCACCUGGAUUUAACACACAUUCAUUUACGAUGAAUCAAAGAUUAUUGGUGUUAACAAGUGAAAAUGUGAAAUUAAUUGGGGACAAUGCCUAUCAAAUCAAUGUGGUCACACCAAGUAAUGCUAAAUUAGCUCCACCUGGUUAUUAUCUUUUAUUUGUGGUUCAUCAAGAUAUACCAAGUGAAGGAAUUUGGGUCAAAAUUCAGUGA
Solanum verrucosum is the source of this 1707-nucleotide messenger RNA. RefSeq names its product aldehyde oxidase GLOX-like. The coding region runs from base 1 to 1707 and encodes 568 amino acids. The record is from RefSeq and is a predicted model, not a curated record. The transcript has a single exon. NCBI's taxonomy places the organism in Eukaryota, Viridiplantae, Streptophyta, Magnoliopsida, Solanales, Solanaceae.